AUGGCCUACGAGCUGUUCUUAAAUAAGUACCCUCGAUGGCGAGACAAUGUGGUACUAGUACAGAUCACAGCUUCAGUCUCCGACAUACCAGAGCUCGAAGCGCAAGUCUCGAAGAUCGCGAUGAGAAUCAAUUCGGUAUAUUCAACCCUCACUCAUCAACCUCUGGUCUUGCUCCAGCAAGACAUCAGCUACGCCCAAUUUCUGGCUUUACUGAGUGUUGCCGAAAUUUUCAUGGCUACUAACCUCCGUGAAGGUAUGAACUUGACAAGCCAUGACUUCAUCCAUUGUCAAGACGGCGAACUAUCCUCACAGAGAUACGGCUCCCUUAUCCUCAGCGAGUUCACCGGUAGUGCAGCUAUAUUCCAAGGUCACGAACUCAUCGUCAAUCCAUGGGAUUAUAAGCAAUGCGCUGAUGCCAUCAAAAAAGCCCUCGAAAUGACACCAGAGCAAAAGAAGCGCAACUGGAAGUAUCUUGAAGAACGGAAAACUCCAUAUACAGCCUUGGCCUGGUACUCGUCCCUACAAACUGCACUUGUCGAAGCCCACGGCAUGCAACAGUCACGCUUUGCUCAUGCCAUCCACCCACUCAACAUCACAGACCUCCAAAAUUCCUACAAUGCCUCCCAAUCCCGUCUCCUCUUCAUAGAAGAUGGCGCAGCUUUUGUCACAUCGACACAUCCAGAUCUUACUUACACCUCGAAGGAAGUGAUCACCGUUCUUGAGUCUUUGGUCAGUGACCCUAAGAACACGGUCUACUUGACCAGUAACCGCAGCCCGGAACAACUAGACGCCACUUCAAGCCGCCUACCAAAGGCUCUCGGAAUCAUCGCGGAAAAUGGCUGCUUCGUCAAGUUACCAGUUAUUGCAUACUUCGCCGAGCGCACAGAAGGAAGCAUCAUUGAAGAACGCCGCUGCACGCUAACAUUUCACUUCGCCGACGCAGAUGACAAAGAGACAGCCGCAAGAAAUGCUUCGGAACUCGCAGACCAAAUCAACGGCGCGCGAGGCUGUGAAGCGAUCCGUGUUGUCCGCGAUGUUGGAGCCGUCAGUGUCGAACCACUUUACGCAUCCAAAGCCACGGCCGCAUCUUGGAUCCUGAAUCACUCUCCGGAUUAUAAGGAAAUGGAGUUCUUCGAGUUUGUCUUCGUGGCUGGUGGUGCCAGGGCCGAUGAGGCGUUGUUCCGUUGGGCUAAUCGCUUGGUGUUGAAGCGGGAUGCUGCAGAGGUGGCGGUUACUACUUUGACUGCGGGGACGCAUGCUACUGAGGCGAAAGUUAGGUUGUCGGAUGCGUAUUCUUUAUCGGAUGUACUUCGGUCUCUUGCCUCUACAUAG
Messenger RNA from Penicillium cosmopolitanum, 1332 nucleotides. RefSeq names its product alpha-trehalose phosphate synthase subunit. The record is from RefSeq and is a predicted model, not a curated record. The transcript is spliced from 3 exons. Lineage: Eukaryota; Fungi; Ascomycota; Eurotiomycetes; Eurotiales; Aspergillaceae. Gene Ontology annotation, molecular function: catalytic activity. Gene Ontology annotation, biological process: trehalose biosynthetic process. Gene Ontology annotation, cellular component: alpha,alpha-trehalose-phosphate synthase complex (UDP-forming); cytosol. The coding region runs from base 1 to 1332 and encodes 443 amino acids.